This is a messenger RNA of Vespula pensylvanica (western yellowjacket), 3948 nucleotides long. RefSeq lists its product as uncharacterized. The record is from RefSeq and is a predicted model, not a curated record. The coding region runs from base 1184 to 2236 and encodes 350 amino acids. NCBI's taxonomy places the organism in Eukaryota, Metazoa, Arthropoda, Insecta, Hymenoptera, Vespidae. The transcript is spliced from 5 exons.
AUCGGGAGCGCCUAGGGGUUACGAGUCACCAGCACGAGUAGCCGGCGAAGGAGAGUCGCGAAUCGUGAGGGUGGCUUUCCGCGUCCCUAUCGAUCGACGCCUGUGCAGUGAGCAACCCCUCGGUGCCGAGCGUCGACCGUGUAAAGCCCAGGGAGACAAUCUCCUCUGGUUCGCGCGUCCUGCUGCGUUCUACGUCUCCUUCUACCUAGUUCGAGUUAGCAACAUCUUCUACUUCUUUUUCUACGUCUUUGGAUUUGGAUUCGUCCUUUUUCUCACGUGUUCUCACGCUUAUCUCUCUUUCCUUUUUCCCUCUCUUCCUUUGUACUUACCUUUUAACGAAGAAAAAAGUAGAAAGUAGAAUUUUCUCAUACUUCGAUCUCCUUUCCAAAGGAAAGUAAAAAAAGAAAAAGAAAAUUGCCCAGUGAAAUGUAUAUCCAAGGUGAAUAUUCGUGUGUGUACAUAGAGUGUAUCUGAAUGGUGGUUAGUGUGUCUUUCUUAAUCUAUUUCGUUUUCUUCGUUCAUAGAGAAUCAAAAUCCACUUUGCACGUACGAUAAUUGUUUACGUCGUGACUGCACCGAACGUGGACGAGUAAAUUGUUAUCAACCAAGGACCAUAUCGCCGAACAAUUAGCUUUACUCGUGAUCACUCUAUCGGGAAAAAAUAUAGAAGAAAUUGGUGAUAAUAGAAACGAAUGAAAAAACGAGAGUAUUUUUCUCAAAGGAAAAAAUAAAGAAGCAGCGUUUCGUUGCUUCGAUUAGAUUCGGUGAGGAGACACGCGAUAAAUUAACACGGCGAAGAUAAGUGGAACGAUCGAGACGUGAGUGGAGGAGCAAGGUCACGGAUAAACGAGGAGCUCGCAAAGUGUUACUCGAGUGGGAAAGAGCUUGUUUUCUUCGCGUCGAUGGACGUUAGCAAGCUUCUUUAUUACGAAGACCGUUCACCGUUGGUGUUGCGUUAUUAAUAAUAGACGACGUAGUCGAGUGAAUCUUAAAAGGACAGUUUAUUCGGCUCGACUUGGCCCAGAAACGAUGGUCAUCGUAGCAAAAGCAUUCAACUUGAUAAGAUCCUGCAUGAUUCACGAGCGAAAUUCGAACGGUUGAAGGGGAAAGGAUAAAGGAGAAUAAAAAGAAAGUGAAAUAAAAAAAAAAAAAGAAAAGAAGAAAAGAAAAAGGAAAAUAAAGGAUGUCGGAAAGCGAGACGAAGCCAGCCUCACCGGUGCCAAACGUUUGCACGCAAGGUUGCAACAGUCUUAUCACCGUACAAUGUCCAACGCUUCAAGUGACAUCACGAAUGUUACGUUCACCAAGUCACGAAAGUGUCACCACCGAUAUUUCCCUCUUCAGUGUAUCUUCGAUAGCAAGUGAAUUACGAGGUGCCAACAGGUUGGUCACCUUCAAAUCGUACAGCGAUGUGCAGCUAGCUGGACGGGGACCCUCGCCGAAACCCGAUCGGCAGAUUCAGGGUAACAGACCAGCAGAUAUUCCGGAAAUUCUCUGGUUCGAGGAAGAGAACGAUCUGAUCCGCAGUUGCGGUGUUCUUUCCUCGGCACUGGGUCUUCGUAAAAGCUUCAGUACGAGCGAUGUUUCGCAAUUACCAAGCCCAGACGCAUCUAUACCAACUGGACUUCGUUCAGCCGUCUCAGCUUUGGCACUCGAUACUCAAAGAAACAAUCUACUUUUGGAACAUGCAAGGCUCGAUCAUGCCUCGAGAUCCUGUAGCACGUGGGUCGCUGUAGGUGAGCCCGUCGCGAGUACGUCUCAACUUCCGAGUCCUCACGGUGGUGCAGCGCAAGAACAGCCGCAACAAUCUUCGAGCUCUCAUUCCUCUGCACCUCAACCACCACCAGCUCCACCACCACCACCGAUACCCUUUACUGGUGCCGAUCUCAUCAGGUCUGUCAAUAAGAAGGUUCGACAGAAUUAUAUACGCCGAAGGUUGCUGACAACUUAUCGAGCUCUUGAACGACUAUCUCAAAGUGAAUUCAACUUGGACCAAUUGGAGGCAGCAGCAAGUGCAGCACAAAGUACACCAGGUACGACAUUGCUCGUACCUGGCACUACUUCAGCACUUUCUGGUACGUCGAUAAUCGGUCGAAAGGAACGGAAUCAUGCGUUGACUGUCAGAGACGUCGAAAGGGAACGUGGUAAUCAACUGUCCAAGUACGAGAGGAACAUGAUGAUCUUCAACUGGCUUCACACCCUCGAUGAUACAGCGAUCGUCGACAGUGUCGAAUAAUCCUAAUUGAUUGAUGAUAAUCGGCUUAUCAAGCACCUAUGGCGCUUACCGAUCACGGACUAAUCGGCAUUGACGGAUUAUUUCUAUCUUCUUCUUCUUUUUUUUUUCUUUUUAAUAUUCGCUGUUCCUUUCUUUACCUUUUUUGACUUCUUUUUUUUAACUUUUUGAACUCGAUUUAAGAUACGCAAAUAAUAUACAUAAAUAACAUACAUAAAUAAAAUCGAGAUGCAAUUUCGUAAACGGAAAAUCUUUCCAUAGAGGAAUAAAAGUUGUUACAAUGCAAAGAUACGGAAACAAAAAAAAAAAAGAAAGAAAAAAACAGAUUGAGAGACGUCCGUCCCCUCUCGUCCAAAGAUAUAUCACAUUAAAUAGAUAAAAGAGAAAAUAAAACAAAAAAAAAGAAAGGAAAAGGAAAGAAUUCCGGCGAACAUAUCCGAACAAUCGGUCGAUCGGAACGAUGUGUACGAAGAUAACGAUUCACUGAUUCACCAAGUGCACGCACCUAGAACCAUAGAAUGUUGAGACUAAAAUGCGACAUCACGACCUAUCAUUUUUAUUAUACUUAUACUUAUCGUCGAUGCAACGACAGAGUAUGUGAUAUAUUUACCAUUUUUCUUAUUCGACGACAAAUUUUCUUGCUUUUCCGUCAUUGACAAGACGAAACUGAAAAACAAAAAGGAAAAAAAAGGACAAAAAAUACAUAAUGCAACAUUGAUUAUUGUCGUUGCAUCAGUGAUAUAGUAUAGCGAAACUAGUAUAGCGAAACUCUUACCUUUUUUUUUCAGUGUUAUAUUUUAUCCGAAAAAAAAAAAAAAAAUAAAACAGAACGCUGAUAGCGUCGUUGCUCGACUGCUACUGCAUUACAAAAUUCAAGUAUGUAAGGAAAAAGUUUUAUUAUUUUCUUUCUUAGAAGCGGAGAUUUCGAUUAAUCGCGUCUCGCCAGGUGUUCAGGAUAAGUAUUAAUUAAGUUACAAGAAAUCGUAACGCUAAAAUUGAAGAGAGAUCGCAACGAGCUUUUGAGAGCAUUCUUAUCGGACUUCUAUAAAUUUAUUUUGACACAUCUAGACGAUUUGUCAUUUUACUAACGACGAAUUUAUACAUUUUCUACAGUAAAAGAAAAAGACGAGUACACUUUUGUAUUCAGUUUGAUACAGCAAGAUAUUUUUCUAUCUAUUAUGCAAAUCAAUCCAUUGACAAUUAUUUUCACAGAACAUACAGAAAGCUCUCUGCGAUUUGCCUUCAGUUUCAUAAUACGUGUUCCUAUCAAAGCCUUAACAGUCAAACAUAAAUAGUGAAACCAAAAAGAAAGGAGAAAGAAAAAAUAAAUCCUCAAAAAACUGUAACCUUUGAAAUUUACUUUUAUACUAAUUCUCUCACCGUUAAAAACCGACCGAUUAAUAGACUUCGCUUAUACGCAAAUAAUUAUCAGUAUUAUGCGUCAUAAUACACAAUAAACACCUACACGUACUAAGGAGAAGAGAUAUAUAUAUAUAUAUAUAUAUAUAUAUAAUAUGUAUAUGUACGUAUACCUAUACAUUCCUGGGGUUGUAAAUGACGAAUGUGUGAUUGGAAUAACGUACGCUUUCCUUCUUAUAUUAUAUAUUUAACGUUUCUUCCAAAUGUUACAUUUGUGAGUCUCGCAGUACAUCCUUUACCCGGUGAUUUCUCAUCGGAUGGUAUGGAAUCCUAAUAAAAUCGCAGAAUCUAUUAUA